AUGGGUGUAACUGGGUCAUACCAGGGAGCUUUAAUGUGUGAGUUGUAUUUUUAUCCAGGUGGAUGUGCUAUCGUGUCUAGUGUAGGGGAAACUGAGACGAGAAUGUCAAUACAAAACAAUUUUAAACUUCUGAAUGACAUUCUAGAGAAAUGUGUAUCUGACAAUAUUAUCACAAAGACCGAAAAGGAAAAUACCACCUAUGCAGCGUGUUUUAGAAGACAAGAUGAAAUAAAAGAACCCUUUGUGAAUUCAAACGUUUUGACUGACUUAGGUUUACACCUCCAUCAAGUAAAACAAGAGUUAGUUCCUUGUUUCUAUACAGCUGAGUGGAAACAAAGAUUAGAUACAGGAGACCGAGAUAUUAUCCUGUCCUAUCUACUACCUAUCGCCACAUCUUACAGGCACGUUCUAUGGUCACAUCCAUUAAAGGGACUGAUACCUGAACCACGAUCAUAUUGUCUUGAUUAUGACAAUGUCUAUGUAACAGCUUCUGGUACGGAUUUCUACAAACAAUGUGUCCCUUCAAAUACAUUCGACUUACUGAUGAGUUUUACUGCUGUACACUUUUUAUCAAGGUAA
Molecule: messenger RNA, 579 nt
Organism: Lottia gigantea (owl limpet)
Lineage: Eukaryota; Metazoa; Mollusca; Gastropoda; Lottiidae
Exons: 5
Coding region: 1-579 (192 amino acids)
Source: RefSeq, a predicted model, not a curated record